This is a messenger RNA of Gymnodraco acuticeps, 7859 nucleotides long. RefSeq names its product ATPase family AAA domain containing 2B (gene atad2b). Gene Ontology annotation, molecular function: ATP binding; histone binding; chromatin binding. Gene Ontology annotation, biological process: positive regulation of transcription by RNA polymerase II. Gene Ontology annotation, cellular component: nucleus. NCBI's taxonomy places the organism in Eukaryota, Metazoa, Chordata, Actinopteri, Perciformes, Bathydraconidae. The record is from RefSeq and is a predicted model, not a curated record.
AGAGAGAGAUAGAUAGACAGGGAGAGAGAAAUGGCGCCUCGAUGCUGCGCUCACUGAGGCAGUGUUUGUAGCCGGCUAGGAAGAUUCAGUAAGGGCAGACAAAAGGAAAAAACAUGGUGAAUACAAGGAAAAGCUCACGGCCGGGAAGCGAUCUCUUCAUAUCCUCGAGGACUAGGUCGUCGUCGAGAACCGAGAUGAACUCUGAGGAACAUAAGGAGCCCAGUAGUGAUGUGAGCAGUCCCAGCAGCCCGCGCUUGGCUCCCCCUUCCAAGCGAACGCGGCGGCAGACGGCCUCUGAGCCCAGCUCCAGCGACACCUCUCCGUCCCCACAGACCAAGGCCCAGAGGGUCAGCUGGGAAAUUCCCACCUACCACACCAGGUUGUCCUCUCGCAUCAUGCAAAAUGGCCACGCCCAUAUGAGUCACCGGAAUGAGGAGCGUGGAGUGGGGGAUCACUCUCACAUGAAUGGACAUGUGGAGCUGAAGAGGAGCUGCCGAGUGAAGAAGAGCCAGUUCGAACACCUCAAUCAGAGCCUGUUGUUCGACCAGCUGGUCAACAGGGAGGGACGGGGACCCCUACUUCCACCACGACUGUCGACCAGGCGGACUGCUCAGUGCGUCAGGGGUCUGCGGCCAUAUCGACAAACCACCCGACCCAUCUUGAAACACAGACCUCGUCUUGUUUACCGUGCUUUCACUGCCGAGGCUGUCCUUCAGGAAAUGGACAACAUCAGCAGCAUCAGGCAGAACCGCGAGGUGGAGCGUCUCCGCAUGUGGACAGGAGACACUGAGGAGGAAAACAUGGACAUGUAUUCCCGGGUGAAGCGCAGGAAAUCCAUGCGCAGGAGCACUUUCAGCAUGCCCACACACCACAAAGCCAUGAGUAAAACUGAGCAGGAGGAUGAAGAGGAGGAAGGAACGGAAGAUUCUCACGGUGAGGAAGAAGAGCAGGAUGCAGAGGAUGAAGAUGAUGAAGGGGAUGAAGCAGAAGAAGCAGGGGAGGACAAUGACAGACGGUAUAACCUGAGGCAGCGAAAGGCUGUGCAGAGAUAUGAGGCACCACCUAUCGAGCCGGUGAACAGAAAACAGAGCAACCCCUCACUUUUUGACACCCUCAGAUCCCCAGCAAGAAGAAGCCAUAUAAGAGUCAAGAAACACGCCAUUCACAGCAGUGACACCACCUCGUCUUCUGAUGAAGAGCGGUUCGAGCGGAGAAAAGGCAAAAGCAUGACCCGGGCCAGGAACAGAUGUUUGCCCAUGAACCUGACUGGAGAAGAUCUGUCUAGUGGGGUGCUGCGUGAUCGGGUGAAAGUGGGUGCCAGCUUGGCUGACGUGGAUCCCAUGAAUCUUGAUAGCUCAGUGAAAUUUGACCAUGUGGGAGGCCUCGGUAGCCACAUCAAGUCACUUAAAGAGAUGGUUGUGUUCCCACUGCUUUAUCCUGAAGUCUUUGAGAAGUUUAAGAUUCAGCCCCCCAGAGGGUGUUUGUUCUACGGGCCUCCCGGGACGGGAAAGACUCUGGUAGCACGGGCGCUUGCCAAUGAGUGUAGCCAGGGAGACAAGAAGGUUUCUUUCUUCAUGAGGAAAGGAGCCGACUGCCUCAGCAAGUGGGUCGGGGAAUCAGAACGCCAGCUACGCCUGCUCUUCGACCAGGCUUACCUGAUGAGGCCAUCCAUCAUCUUUUUUGACGAGAUUGAUGGUUUGGCUCCUGUUCGCUCUAGCAGGCAAGACCAGAUACACAGUUCUAUUGUGUCCACACUCUUGGCCUUGAUGGACGGCUUGGACAGUCGCGGGGAGAUAGUUGUCAUCGGUGCUACAAACAGACUUGACUCUAUCGACCCGGCACUCAGGAGGCCUGGGCGCUUUGACCGGGAGUUUCUGUUCAACCUGCCCGACAAGAAGGCCAGAAAGCACAUCUUGGAGAUCCACACACGGGAAUGGAAUCCCAAAUUGUCUAAGCCGUUCAUCGAUGAAAUUGCAGAAAGAUGCGUCGGCUACUGCGGCGCAGACAUCAAAGCACUUUGCACAGAGGCAGCCUUGGCAGCGUUGCGCCGCCGCUACCCCCAGAUCUACGGCAGCAGCGUCAAACUGAGCCUGGAUGUCACCUCCAUCGUCCUGGGGGCCUGCGACUUCAGCAAGGCCAUCAGGACAAUCGUCCCCGCCUCCCAGAGGGCACUGGCCCCCCCCGGCCGAGCCCUGUCCCCCACCCUCAGGCCCCUGCUGGCCAGCUCUUUCUCCUUGGUGCUGAAGGCCCUGCUCCGAGUCUUCCCCCAUGCUCAGUGUACUGACGGGGACAACACACACGGCGGUGAUAAUCAUCUGCUCGAAGAGGACUACAGCGACGAUGACAAUGAGCAACGCUCCGCUUCCAUCUAUGAAGUCCAGCCUGCUGCAUCCCCAAAGACUCAGCUCUCCUCUUCUGCAACGCACACACCCUUCCUCCACUUCUCCUUCUCCGCCCUCCAACAGCCCACAGCAUACCGGCCUCGUCUGAUGCUGGCCGGGGCCUCGGGCUCAGGACAGAGCUCCCACCUGGCCCCCGCCUUGCUGCACCACCUAGACAAACUGCCGGUGCACCGCCUGGAUUUGCCCACGCUCUACUCCGUCAGUUGUAAGACGCCAGAGGAGUCCUGUGCUCAGGUUUUCCGGGAGGCCCGGCGGAGCGUGCCCAGCGUGGUCUUCAUGCCGCACAUCUCAGAGUGGUGGGAGACAGUCAGUGACACUGUGAAGAGCACCUUCCUCACCCUGCUGCAUGAUGUGCCCUCCUUCAGCCCCGUCCUCAUCCUCGCCACAGCUGAGACUCACUACUCACAGCUGUCAGACGAGGUGAGGAGUAUUUUCCAGAGGUCUUACGGGGAGGUAGUGACGCUGUGCCCUCCGGAAGAAGAGGACAGGAGGAGCUUCUUCUCUGACCUGCUGCUGGAGCAAGCAGCCAGGCCUCCACCACGCCUCAAGAAUCAAGGGAGGUGUGAAGAGGUUCUGCCAGCGGCUGAGGCUCCGGGGCCCAGAGUCCUGUCAACAGAGGAACAGCGCCGCCUGGCUGAGCAGGAGGAGAACACACUGCGCGAGCUCAGGCUCUUUCUCAGGGACGUGACCAAGCGCCUGGCCACCGACAAACGUUUUAACAUCUUCAGCAAGCCAGUUGACAUCGAUGAGGUGUCUGACUACAUGGAGGUGAUUCUGCAGCCCAUGGAUCUGUCCACCAUCAUGACCAAGAUUGACACCCACCAGUACCUGAGGGUGAAGGACUUCCUGGGAGACAUCGACCUCAUCUGCAGUAAUGCUUUAGAAUACAACCCUGACAAGGAUCCUGGAGACAAGGUGAUCCGGCACCGAGCAAGCAGUUUAAAGGACACCGCUCACGCUAUAUUUGCUGCCGAGCUGGACCCUGAGUUCGACCGCAUGUGCGAAGAAAUCAAAGAGGCGCGCUGGAAGAAAGACCUCCAGACGCCAGCUCAGCAGACGGAGCUGAUGGGCGCCGUGGCAACCAGAAGGCACCACGCUGGAGCAGAGGAGCAGGCCAGGAGCAGCCCUCAGGGCGAGGCCACUGAUAAACAGUGCACCACUAAUCACAUAAAGCGGAAGAUUCGCCGGCGGCCAUCUUGGGGACGGGGCAUCAUUCGUAAGAAGAAGACUUACAAAAAAGGAAUGGACGAGGAGGAAGAGGAGGAGGAGGAGCCCGAGGCCGAGGUGGAAGCUGUAGGGCCCAGUGACUCAUGUUUAACGCCGGACGAGGAAUCAUCAUGUGACACCAUGGGACCCCAGCCCAAUGGCCACCAUCCCCAUGUCCCCUCUACGGAAGAGGAGAGCUCCAACGAGCCCCCUGUUGCAGCUCCUGCUGAACCUCCAGUUGACAGCGAAGCCCAAGAGCAAACGCCUACAGAGGAGGAACCCUCGGCCAAAAAGGCAGAGCCUGAGAACACAGAGAAACACAGUGAGCCGCUUCGCCUCAGUGGCAGUUCUCAGCCCCAGGCAGAUGGGGAUGGCCAGUCCAAGAAGGCUGACUUCCAGCCGUCAAUUGAAUUGUCCAAAUCUUCAGAUGCUGAGGUCCAGCCUAAGCACACAGAGGGUGUCUUAGUAUCACAAGCGGACUGUGUGAAUGGAAACGAGUCAAUGGACAGCCUGGACUCACACAGCCUCCAGGGGAGCAGCGAGGGUGAGAAAAGAACUGCUCAUAGCACGGCUCGGUGCUCUAAUGAACCAGAACUGCAAGAGCACAAAGAUAAACACGAGAGCAACCCAACUCAGGAGCACCCCCCCCAGGACGGGAGAGCAGAAACAGGACAUGUUGUGGAACAUCAACAUACAGAAGGGGGUUCCACAGCCGAGAUGUCAGAGCAGCUGAAGGGAAUUACUGAAAGGACGGAGGAAGAGCCACAACCAGCCCCCCCUCAUCCUCCUUUAGUGGUUGACCACCAGCGACUUGCGGCUCUGCUGGAUACGGUGGUGAAGAAGAGUGAAGGAUACAGCGUGGAGCAGCUGGAGAGACUCUACUCCCUCCUCAGCCAGAGCAUCUACCGGCAUCGCAGAGAGUACGAGAAGACCACGCUACUGGAGGAGAUGGAGGGGAAAAUCCAGCAUUUUGAUACAUUCCUGUGAGACGGAGAGGAUACCAUAUCAGCCUGGGACCACAAAGACACACACACAGAGGCACACACAGAAAAAUCCAGCGCCCUCUUCUUGCCGGGAGGAGAAACACAAGGACGAUGUUGAGGACAUUCAAUGGUGCUAUCGUCUCAGGAACCUGGCCAGAUCCAGACCCACACACACACACACACACACACACACACACACACACACACACACACACACACACACACACACACACACACACCCCGCGCUGACGGUCGACCCUGGUGCUACUCGGGUGCUAUCCUAACUUUCAUCCACACUGCUCUUUGGGAUUACUUCUUAACUUUGAUGACGAGCAAAAGCCAACAGACCGGGUGGUGUCACCUGGAGACACACACGCACACGCACACACACACACACACACACACACACACACACGCACACACUGACUCUUGCAUGUACUUCAACAAACACAGCCGGAAUGCACACACUCACCCAGACCCUCACCAGCAGAAAGUGUGAAUGCAGAGUCCCGCUAGGAGAUGAGGACAGAUAAUGUUCUGAAUCACUGGACCACAUGGCUGAGCCCCCCCCCCCCCCCCCCCCCCCAAACUCCCAGUGAAAUGCUUCGUCAUAGGCCAGUAGUUACUGUGCUAUUACGCGGCUCAUCUUUUUCCGUCAUUUUAGCUACUUGAUUAAUUCAAUACCUGAGCCACCGUCAAGGAUACUCACCCCAGAACAAUAGUUUGAGUGUGAACAAAAACUGGAUGAGGUUAGCGCAGCGGGACUAGAGACGAUUAUGUCCUCUUCAUUACAGCGGCCCCGGUGGAGACCCCCCUCCCCCCCACAGUUUCUAUUUCAGACUGACUGGUGACCAGGUCAGCUGCACCACCUCUGGUGUACCCUACCUCUGGCGUUCACACUCGCAGCAGAUUGUCAUGUCCUAAAUAGUUUGGUAGCUCCACACCCUCCUCUUCCUCCUCCUCACUAGCAUUCAGUCUGAAUGUUUCCCUCCGACCCCCCCGGCUGAGGAACUGGAAGCAGUACAAAUUGGAAUGCGUCUAGAGUUUGCACUGCCUAGCGUGUGCCUUAUGUAAAACCCCUUAUAUUAAAACUCUGAUAUAUUUAGCAGGAUUUUUUAUUUACUUGUGACAAUGAACAGGCUCCAAUUUGGGGUUAGGUCCUAACCACUGAGGUCAGUGACCUUGAAGCAAAAAAAAUAAAAAUAUAUAUUUAAAUACCAUUAGGUUGUUUAAAAUCAAAUCUAGGUUACAUCUCCAACUGAAAAACCAAACUUUAAAACAUCUGAACACAAAAGGAGUUUUAGAUAACACUUACCUUUAGUGGAUGAGUCUGGCCAGACGCAUCUCAAGCACUUGACAUGUUUCAAUAUUUAAAUGUAUUCAUGCCCUCUUACAAACCUGCAGUCUCCACCUGAGCGGACAGCAGGUGUAGGACAGGUUGACACCACCAGCUUCUCUUCAGUUUUCCAUAUGCAAAAAUGAUGAUGCUAGUCAGACGAUUUACGGUGCCAAGUUUGAUCCCUCUCACUUAAAAGAAGGUGCUCAAAUAACCUGUUCAUACGAUUUUUGUUAACUAUGAAAAUGUUCUAUUGUAUGGUCACAACAACCUAUGUGUUAUGUUGUAUAUUUGAUAAUACUUUUCUACGGGUUUUUUUUUGUUGGUAUAAUGCUUUGCUUGAGUCGACAUUUUGCAACCCAUAAUGAACAAGGCCACUGUAGGCAGUGCGUCACUAAGUUGUAUAAGCAUUACACGGUUUAUUUUCCCCCUCCUUUUCAAAUGGGUUUCUUUCCGACUUUAUGGAAUUUGUUGUCAGUUUUUCUCGACACCAGACAAGAGAAGCUGGAUUCUGAUCUGUGGCCAACACAGUAGUUGUUUCUCUGACUGCAGUAAAUGAAGAUAUUUACUGAAGCUUUAUAAUGUUUUCAUGGCAUUGUCAUGGUUUUUGGAGAUGCCAUAUUGUGAGCAGGUGCAGACUUCCUUCACUCUGGUCCGAUCCUCCUCAAGCUCUCUGCCUUCUCUCAGACUCGAGGUGACAACAACAAAGAGCAUAUGCAAACUGGCAACCACUUGGACUACUGCAGAGAGAAAACCAACGCUACCUCAGCUUAAUUAUUUUAAUGCGACAACCGUUUACUGGGUACAAAAUCAGUGUUUCUCCCCCCCCCCCCCCCCCCCCCCCCCCCCCGAAAUACUGUUGCAACAUCUCCAGUACCAGAUCAGUGAAAGCACGGCCCUGCAGUAAUCCAAGAGUUCCUCAUAUCUCUCCCAUUGUCCACUAUGUUUGCAUUUGAGCCAGGUAAUGAUUGCAAACAUUGUAAGCAUAUUUCGUGGACUGUGUAUUAUAAGCUUUAGUUUCAUUUGUACUGUUCCUAGACUCUGAGGAGAUAACAUAGAUCUCCUCCUUCAGAACAAUCACACCCAGACUUGGUUAGAAGCUACAUCUUUUUCCUCCUCACACAACCAUCGCCUUUAUAUUAAAUUCAGCAUUUUUUUUGGUGCAGAUUUUCAUCUCAUGAUUCAGAUUAUUUAUUAUUAAACACGUUUUACACCUAAUUCAGUCAACUGUCUUUUUGUACGUUUGAAAUGUAAUGAAUCGGGGAGCGUCUGUUUUAACAAUUGUUGUUGAAUUGCGAAGCGUUUGUGUAGCAGGUUUUGUUUGCCGUGUGCGGGGGAAUAAAGGGUUUACAGGUCACUCAGGUUCUACACGCGACAACAUGCCCUUGCAACGUUUCUAUUUAUUUAAUUGUUCCGCUGUUUUCUUCGUUAAAGUGGUAACGGACUGUUUGGCAUACGGGAAGAGACUCACGAGGACGGAUAUUUAAAAACAUUGCAUCCGUCUAGUAGAUCCCAGGAAGAGAAAAAGGACCAGAGUUCUUUAAAUGUUGUUCACUUGUCUCCACUUUCUGCCAAAAGAAUUAUUUUUUAAGGAAUUUAGAAAACACAUGGAAAUAAAAUAUGGGUAGUUAAAUGUCAUACAUUGUGAUCUUCCUUUCUUAUUAAAAAAUUGUAGCCAGUUUGGACUAACAACCAAUUUUUGUCUGGUAGUUGAGACUGCUUAGUCCAGUAUGCAGAAGGAAGGGUUGUUCUAUCCUGAAAUACUUUGUUCUUCCCUAUUGUUUCACACUUAAUUUUAGUCGAGACUUUCCAUACCUUUGUCUGUUCUGUGUGUAUUUACCACGCCUGUUCGAAAUUGUUACUUUAGUGUAAGUUAUUAUUUGAAAUGAAACUUUUACUGUAUUUCUCAAAUAAACUGCUGUGAUACUUGAA